AUGGACUAUGACGCAAUCAAAAAGCAGAAAAAGGAAGAGAAUGAGAAGAAGGAUGGAAUAAUGGAUAAGAGAUUGAGACUUCUCUCGCCGGAUCGCGAAAUAGACUAUGAGGGUAAAAAGACUAUUAAAAUAGACCUUAAUAAAGAGCGCGUUUUGUACGCGAGGAACAAGUUAUUGAAUGGGGCUAGACCAGCUGUGGUCGGUGGAAAGCCGAUAACUGAAGAGUUGGCGGCUGAACUUCGCGUUACCUGCUUCAGCUCAGCCUCUUGUCCACCUCGUGGAGAAUGGAUUCGUACUCCAUUAGUCAUGAGGCCACCUGAUCAGCCACUUGGCUAUGGACUAGCAGCCCCAAGAAAUGGAGCUAGAUCUUUGCUGUCAGCGCUUCAAGCUCAUGUAAUCAAGUGGCUGCUGUUCGAUUCGAGGCCAAAGACUAAGGACAAUAAGUGCGAUGUCCCUCCAGACACGUAUCUCCGGCCUUCGGAAGACCGUCAAGAGGAAGCCUUAUGGCGUGCGUGCAGCGAAGUGAUCUGGCGAUGUGGUGGUGGAAACUCCGGUCAGGCUGGAGUGGAACCCAAGGCAGUGGUAGCAUUGCCAACGGACCACUGUUAUGUCCAACACAGUUCUCAGUAUUACCAAGACGGAGUUACUGAGAAGCUGCAUAUGUUCGAAUUCACUAGUUUGGAGGAUCUUCAAAUAUUUCUGAAGCGAUAUUUGUAUUUGUUUCAAACCGAGGACGGUGUUGGAGCAUUGCUCUUGCUGUAUGCUUGUGUUUUAUCGAGAGGUUGCGAUAAUAUAAAGAAAGACCUGGACGGUAAGAUUACCCACCUGGUCUCAGCGCACGUAGAAGGAUCUAUAAAUGUGGUGACGCUGCUCCUCACCGGUCGCGCAACUCCGUAUCUUCAUAAUGGCGUCCUGUAUGUUGGUGAUGAAGAUCAUUAUGCCAUGCCCCAAUUUGGGAUACUGUCUCGUAGUCCAGUUGGUCUUUUAGUAUGGUAUGGAGGGGAAGAAAACUCCAAGAAUAAUAUCAAUAAGCAGUUUCCUGGAUCCAGGUUGAAGACUCCAGCUCUUCCUAUUUGGGUUACCAGUUGCUCCGGGCACUACGGGGUCCUCUUUAACACAAAUCGUGAACUGCUUAGAAACUAUCAUGCUGAACGAAGGUUCGAUAUUCACUACUACACUUGUGGCGGUUGCAACGUUCUGUUGAAUGUGGACACUCGGGCUCACGAUGACGCGGUUGGGACUCUACGAACUGAUGACAUCAGCGCUACACCGCUUGAGAAAUUGAUACAUACGAAGUGGCAAGACGCAAAAAUAACCUGGACCGGUACUACGCCAUACGUGGGAGAACCAGCGAAAUAAAGUUAUCCUAAAUAAUAC
This is a messenger RNA of Spodoptera litura, 1377 nucleotides long. The record is from RefSeq and is a predicted model, not a curated record. NCBI's taxonomy places the organism in Eukaryota, Metazoa, Arthropoda, Insecta, Lepidoptera, Noctuidae.